AUGUGGCAUACUUUAUCAUCUUUUUUCCCAGUGGUGCGGAUAAUCAUGUGUGGUCUCUCAAAGAAGGUGGAUACGGAGAAUAAUACACUGACAUCGCUGUCAGACCAAGAGAGCGGUUCUCUGGCCAAACCCAUGAACGAUGCUGAGUGGGAACAUUCAUUUUCCGCCUUGCUUGAGUUCGCUGCAGACAACAACGUGGAGGGCUUUAAGCGGCAACUCUCUGUCGUGUCUUGUAUCAACCAGAUGGGUCUCUGGUACAGACGCCAGAGGUUUGUUAGAAGAAUGGUUGUUGAGCAAAGAACCCCGCUCAUGGUUGCUUCGAUCUACGGAAGCUUGGACGUUGUGAAGCUUAUUCUCUCUUUCCCCGAAGCGGAGUUGAAUCUGUCUUGCGGUCCAGAUAAAAGCACCGCUCUCCAUUGCGCUGCCUCUGGUGCUUCUGUGAAUUCCUUGGAUGUUGUCAAGGUGCUUCUGAGUGCAGGAGCAGACCCUAACAUCCCUGAUGCUCAUGGGAAUCGUCCUGUUGAUGUUCUUGCUGUGUCUCCACACGCUCCUGGUUUAAGAACCAUCCUUGAAGAGAUCUUGAAGAAAGACGAGGUUACAUCUGAAGAUCUGCACGCGUCGUCAUCUAGCCUGGGAUCAAGUUUCCGGUCUCUCUCAUCAUCGCCGGAUAAUGGCUCCUCCUUGCUCUCUUUAGAUUCUGUGCCCUCUCCAACUAAGGCGAACGGUACGGAUGGAGCUUUUGCAUCGGAGAAAAAGGAGUACCCGAUUGAUCCAUCAUUGCCCGACAUCAAGAGUGGGAUCUACUCAACAGAUGAGUUUCGUAUGUUCUCCUUUAAGAUCCGCCCAUGUUCUCGAGCUUAUUCCCAUGACUGGACCGAAUGUCCAUUCGCACACCCAGGCGAGAAUGCCAGGAGGAGAGACCCGAGGAAGUUUCACUACACCUGUGUCCCGUGCCCGGAUUUUAAGAAGGGUUCAUGUAAGCAAGGUGACAUGUGCGAAUAUGCUCAUGGGGUGUUUGAAUGCUGGCUACACCCUGCUCAGUACAGAACACGAUUGUGCAAGGAUGGGAUGGGUUGUAACAGAAGGGUUUGCUUCUUUGCUCACGCAAACGAGGAGUUGCGUCCCUUGUACGCUUCUACGGGCUCUGGAUUGCCAUCUCCUCGAGCUUCUUCUUCGAUUUCCGCCUCCACUAUGGACAUGGCUUCGGUUUUGAACAUGUUACCAGGCUCACCAUCUGCUGCUCAGCAUUCCUUCACCCCACCGAUCUCUCCUUCUGGAAAUGGUGGUAUGCCGCAUUCGUCGAUGGGUUGGCCUCAGCAGAACAUACCGGCCUUGCAUCUUCCUGGAAGCAAUAUCCAGUUGAGCCGUCUGAGAUCUUCUCUGAACGCUAGAGACAUUCCUUCUGAGCAGCUUAGCAUGUUGCAGGAGUUUGAAAUGCAGCGCCAGCUCGUAGGCGAUAUGUCCAGUCCACGGUUUAUGAACCACUCCGCUCGUCCCAAGACACUGACCCCUUCGAACCUGGAGGAACUUUUCUCGGCCGAGGUUUCAUCGUCCCCUCGUUUCUCUGAUCAACUCGCUGUCUCAUCUGUUCUAUCGCCUUCCCACAAAUCCGCGCUUCUUAACCAGCUGCAGAACAACAAGCAGAGCAUGCUUUCUCCUAUUAAGACAAAUCUGAUGUCUUCUCCCAAGAAUGUGGAGCAACAUUCUCUGCUGCAGCAAGCCUCGUCACCCCGAGGCAUGGAGCCUAUUUCCCCGAUGAACUCUCGAAUGAAGCAGCAGAUACAUUCGCGUAGCCUUAGCUCUCGUGAUUUUGGAUCCAAUCUGCCACGUGAUUUGAUGCCGGCUGAUUCUGGUUCGCCACUGAGUCCUUGGUCAAGUUGGGAGCAGAGCCAUGGAAACAAGGUGGAUUGGUCGGUACAGUCGGAUGAGCUAGGUCGGUUAAGAAAAUCUCACUCCUUGGCUAAUAAUAACUCGAACAGGGAAGCAGAUGUUCCAUGGGUUCAGCAGCUGGCAAAAGACUCUGCUUCACCAAGGAACAGCAACCGAGUCAUGAACAUGAAUGGCGCGAGGCCAUUUGUUCAAGGUGGUUCGAGUGUGAACCCUCACAGUGACGGUCGUGAGGGCGACAUUCUUGAUGCGUGGCUCGAGCAGCUGCAGCUGGAUCGCUAA
Molecule: messenger RNA, 2169 nt
Organism: Thlaspi arvense
Lineage: Eukaryota; Viridiplantae; Streptophyta; Magnoliopsida; Brassicales; Brassicaceae
Source: the annotation of a GenBank genome assembly